This is a messenger RNA of Myripristis murdjan (pinecone soldierfish), 2426 nucleotides long. RefSeq names its product solute carrier family 13 member 1 (gene slc13a1). The coding region runs from base 1 to 1737 and encodes 578 amino acids. The transcript has 16 exons. Gene Ontology annotation, biological process: sulfate transmembrane transport; sodium ion transport. The record is from RefSeq and is a predicted model, not a curated record. Gene Ontology annotation, cellular component: plasma membrane. NCBI's taxonomy places the organism in Eukaryota, Metazoa, Chordata, Actinopteri, Holocentriformes, Holocentridae. Gene Ontology annotation, molecular function: sodium:sulfate symporter activity.
AUGCCUGCCUUUGCCUUGGGACUGUGGAGCUACCGCAGCGUCGCCCUCGCCGCCGCGACGCCGCUGCUGCUGCUGCCUCUUCCUCUCAUCGGCAGGACGAAGGUGGCAGAGUGCGCCUUCGUUCUGCUGCUCAUGGCGGUGUACUGGCUGACUGAGGUGAUGCCUCUGUCCAUGACGGCCAUGCUGCCCGCCGUGCUCUUCCCUCUGUUCGGCAUCAUGAAGUCUUCUGAGGUGGCGAGCAUGUAUUUUAAGGAUUUCCACUUCCUGUUGGUGGGGGUCAUCUGCGUGGCCUCGGCCGUGGAGAGGUGGGGGCUCCACCGCAGAGUGGCACUGAGGCUCGUCAUGCUGGUGGGAGUCGACCCCGCCUGGCUGAUGCUGGGCUUCAUGUCCGGCUGCGCCUUCCUCUCCAUGUGGGUCCACAACACCUCCGCCGUUACCAUGGUGAUGCCCAUCGUGGAGGCCAUGAUCCAGCAGGUGCUGAAGGCGGAGGGGGAGCCGGCCGCCGGGGAAGACAACGCCGGCCUGCAGCUGGACGAAAGAGUCGAGCUCGAGGAAGAGAAGGACAGAGUGAGCACAGAGCAGCAGCCGGAUGCUCCUGAACAGACAGACGCUCACAUCCAGAUGCAGACAGUGUCAGAGCCUGUGGUCACAGCCUGCAGGACCAGGAGGGAUCAGCUGAUGUGUAAAGCCCUGAGCAUCAGCAUCGCCUACUCAUCCAACAUCGGAGGCAUCGCCACCCUGCCGGGGACCUCGCCCAACCUCAUCUUCUCAGAGUACAUCAACCAGAUUUACCCAGAGUGCAACUGCAUCAACUUUGGGAACUGGCUGCUGCUGUGCCUGCCGGUCAGCGUGCUGAUGCUGCUGUUGUCAUGGAUAUGGCUGCACUGGCUGUUCAUUGGCUCAGACUUCAGCUUCCUGUGGCGGUGUGGCAGGGAGCGAUCGGAGAGAGCGAAGGCAGCGAGCAGAGUGAUAGAAGAAGAGUACAGAGCUCUGGGGCCGAUGAGCCCCCAGGAGGUUCUGACCCAGUCCGUCUUCCUGCUGAUGGUUCUGCUGUGGCUGAGCAGAGAUCCAGGCUUCCUGCCCGGCUGGGCCUCGCUGCUCCCCCAGUUCUCCAGCUGCACCACCGACGCCACUGUGGCUCUCCUGCUGGGCCUCCUCCUCUUCAUCAUCCCCGCCCACGGACCCAACAACAAAUUCGAGGCCAUGAUCCGCUGGACGGACUUCCAGGCCUCCAUGCCGUGGGAAGUCGCUCUGCUGGUGGGCGGAGGCUUCGCGCUGGCCGAAGGCACCAAGGUGUCUGGCCUGUCGUCCUGGGUGGCAGAGCUGCUGACUCCCUUGGGUGAUCUGCCGGUUUUGGCCACGGUUGCGGUCGCCUGCGUCAUCGUCACCACGGUAACGGAGGUGGCCAGCAACGCCGCCACCAUCACCGUCUUCCUGCCCGUCCUCGGCCCGCUGGCUGAGGCGAUCCACGUCAACCCGCUCUACAUCCUGAUACCCACAACCCUCUGCACCUCCUUCUCCUUCCUGCUGCCCGUGUCCAACCCCCCCAACGCCGUCGUCUUCGCCUACGGACACCUGAGCACCGUCGACAUGGUGAAGGCGGGGCUUGGCGUGAACCUGAUCGGCGUCCUGGCCGUGCUAUUGGCCGUGACGACGUGGGGAGUUCCUUUAUUUUCUCUGGACUCGUAUCCUGAUUGGGCGCCGGUUCUCCCCGGCUUCAACUCCACGGCACCGUGACGAUGUUCCUGCUCUGGUUCUCAAAGCGGGGCCCGGGGACCCCGGGGGGCCCUGGAGGAGGUUCCUCAUGUAACAGUUAGCUGUGGCAGAGCGAUUUGAUUGGACGAGGCGUUCCAUCAGAGCUGAUAAAAGCACUCUGACAUUUUACUGUGACGUGUCCACGAAACUGACACCUUUCUAGCAAUAAUAUGAAAUAAUGAAUUGUUGUCAGGAGAGGACGAGUGACAGGAAACAAGCCGUAUGUCUGCGUCCUGUGUUUUUCUGUGCGUUUGUUUGUUUGGCUCCCUCUGCUGGGGGUCCCGGGACACUGCACUGCCUUGAAUAACAGCUGUGUUGGAAGCUGAUGAUUAGUGGUGUAAUCAACUUUCUCUGUCAUAAUGUAGGCUUUUUGUGUUUUUAUGCUUUUUAUGUUCUUUUAAAUAGAGGUUUUACGUGAGAAUUUUGACAUUAAAGUCGCCCUCAAGUCAUUAAUUAAAUGCUUAAAGGGCCUUAAAAUAAUCUCUGUUCGUCAGUAUUACAUAUUUAAAAGGUUUUCUUCCAUGAAAAAACAUCCCGUGUGCCUUAAAUCAAGUUCUAAAUCUGGCCCUCAUUAAAAUGUGCAGACCCGGUGAAUAAUGGGCCCCUUGGUGCGACUCAGCUCAGCUCUACAGGCUUUUACCUUUCUGGGUUUUGUUUUCCACUGCAGAUAA